Molecule: messenger RNA, 1395 nt
Organism: Guillardia theta CCMP2712
Lineage: Eukaryota; Cryptophyceae; Pyrenomonadales; Geminigeraceae
Exons: 18
Coding region: 1-1395 (464 amino acids)
Source: RefSeq, a predicted model, not a curated record
AUGAAGCUUCACUGGCAAUGCUGGUCGUUGUUGCUGGCCUGUCUGUGCUUUUGCAGCGGAAAGGAGAGCAGAUUUCUACCGAAAGGUCCGUCAAAGCUGCAAGCAAAGCUGACGAGCGCAAGAUGGAUGAAGGACAGAGUGACGAAGCCCAGCCUGGAGAAUGUAAAUCAGAACCAGAAGCAGCUUGCGCACCUCGUUAGCAGAGGUCUCCAGCAUCGAGGACCUCAGCUGAUCAGGCCUCCUGGCAACAUGCCGGCUCUUGUCUGCCAGAGGGUGAAUGGUGUGGAUGGCAAGUGGGGUCUUCUGUGUAAACCACUUCCUCCGACAAACACGUCAGAUGAGAACUCUACGGACAUCCGGGCAGCACAGAAGAUCGCAGACGAGCUAGCCCGUCAGGCGAGCUCCACCUUUACCUACAUCAAGAACAAGAAGCACUUCUACAAUGUGCACUAUGCGGACUCGUCAGCUCUUAAGAUCAAGACAGGAUUGGAUGUGGUUGAGCUCGGCCCUUACCGUUUCUUCUCAAGAUUCGGCCUAAUCGAGGAAGCAGUCUCAGGAAGACCAGGAGCCGACUUGCAAGGAGCGGACGGGAUUCUUGGGUUCGGCUACACAGACCUCCCACGAAGCGCGUCCUUGAUGAAGACGAUCACGCGUAGAAGAAGGCCGAGCUGGAACGUAACUCAGCCGGCUUCAUUCCCGAUUCUCCGUCACAACAUUUUUUCGGUUCUUUCAUCAAGCACUGCGGGAGAGCUCCAGCUCGGUGGGUACGACAGUCGGUCGUAUGAGGGCGACAUCAUGUGGACGAAGAUGGUCAACCUGACGGGUUACGGUGUGAAGAUAGUCUCAGUUCAGUAUGCGGGAAGGGAGCUGCUCGAGCUAGGACCCAAAGGGAGGCACUUCGGCGGGAUCCUCGGAGUGUUCGACACAGGAAGCACAUGUCUAGAAAUGCCCCGCGGUCUCUUCCAAGGGUACUACAUGUCCAGCUUGUUCGACAACUUUGCGAGUCUCGCCUCCGGCAACCCGACGUUGCCCAUCAUUGUGUGGAGCGGACCAAAGUGGGAGAAGGAGGUCUGCGCGCGAGGGAGUUGGGAGAAUGUAUGGAGCGAACCGUGGGGAUGUACGAACCCAUUUGAAUCGGACAACCUGAUGCUGUUUGGUCAUCAUGUCUUCAGAGCGUACAUGCAAGAAAAUCUGUACCAUCAUCGUCGACCUCCUGCUAUCCUUCUGUCACUUGUUCUCAUCUUCGUUCAGGUCAUUCACUCCAUGGUCCCUCCUCACUACAAGAUGGGCUUUGCCAAGAUUGCUAAGGAUUACCUGCCUCUUAUAGGCAAGCAGAAGAGUCGAAACGUUGAUGACAACGAUCCGGCCAAGGUUGUCUCCUUUCUGAUUCAGUGA